Molecule: messenger RNA, 3185 nt
Organism: Hylaeus volcanicus
Lineage: Eukaryota; Metazoa; Arthropoda; Insecta; Hymenoptera; Colletidae
Gene: spel1
Product: DNA mismatch repair protein Msh2
Exons: 15
Coding region: 265-3030 (921 amino acids)
Biological process (GO): mismatch repair; mitotic recombination
Cellular component (GO): nucleus; MutSalpha complex
Molecular function (GO): mismatched DNA binding; ATP binding; ATP-dependent DNA damage sensor activity
Source: RefSeq, a predicted model, not a curated record
UUGUGAAUGGCUACUAUUGGCUGUUUCAAUUCACCAAUCAAAUUAAUGUACACUUAACCUAUCUUUGAGCAGUCUGUAAUUUACCAAUUCUGCGAUAUAAGACAUCAUUUUUGCGGGAAUUCAUUGAACAUUGAACGUGAUUGAACGUAACUGAACUGAAUUGAAUGUGAAGAAUGUUAACACCUUUUCCAUAAAAGGUUUAAGAUAUUGUGUACUGUUCUGCAAUUUUUAUUAUACUUUCAUUGCUUUUUCUCGUAUAAAAUCAUGGCAGUACAACCAAAUCAACAAUUUCAAAUGGAUGCUUCAGUCCAACAAAGUUUCAUUAGAUACUUUAAAAGUCUACCUGAAAAACUCAAUACAACUAUACGAUUUUUUAAUAGAACUGAUUAUUACACAUUGCAUGGUAGCGAUGCUUUAUUUGCUGCUCAAGAAGUUUUUAAAACCACAGCAGUUUGUAAAAUGUUGGGAUCGGAUCCAUACAAAAUCGAGGGUGUUAUUCUUAAUAAAAACCAUUUUGAGUCAUUCAUACGCGAUUUAUUGUUAGUGAAACAAUAUAGAAUAGAAGUUUAUGUGAAUCAGGGCUCUGCAAAAAAUCAAAAUUGGGUAUUAGAAUAUAAAGGUUCUCCUGGCAAUUUAACACAGUUUGAGGAUGUAUUAUUUGGUAAUAACGAUGUCGCAGUUAGCGUACGCGUAAUAGCUGUGAAACUUGGAAUGGAUGGAAAAUCCAGAAUCGUUGGUUUAAGUUGCGUAGAUACUACUGCAACCUUAUUUUCUGUAUGUGAAUUUCAAGAUAAUGAAUCAUUUUCUAAUCUGGAGUCUCUUAUUGUUACACUAGCUCCUAAAGAAUGUUUAUUAAUUCAAGGCGAAGGUAGCCAUGAAUUUCAAACUCUGAAACAGCUAAUGGAACGAAAUAAUAUAAUGGUCACAUUAAGAAAGAAAAAUGAAUUUUCGAACGAGUCAAUAAUGCAAGACUUAAAUACUUUAAUAAAGUUCAAAAAAGGUCAACAACAAAAUGUACAAUCUCUACCUGAAACCAAUUUAAAUCUUGCUAUGUCAGCUACUUCUGCUCUUAUCAAAUAUUUAGAUUUAACGUCAGAUGAAGGAAAUUUAAAUCAAUUUAGCAUGGACCAAAUAGAACAAUCGCGUUAUUUAAAACUGGAUUCAGCUGCCAUGAAAGCACUUAACAUCGAACCGCGUGCUGAUACUCUAUCUGCGUUGAGUGGAAAUGCACCUACAAGUAUAUUAUCCCUUUUGGAUAAAUGUAGAACACCUCAAGGCCAUAGGCUUCUCGCACAAUGGAUCAGGCAACCCCUUAAAGAUUUAUCCCUUAUUAAAGAGAGACACGAUAUUGUCGAAGCAUUAGUAAAUGAUAAUGAAUUACGAUCUGGACUAAAUGAAGAUAAUUUAAGGCGUGUACCAGAUUUACAAGUACUCGCAAAAAAAUUAUCCAGUAAAAAAGCUACUUUACAGGAUUUGUACAAAAUUUACGUGUGUACAUCACAUUUACCAAGACUAGUAGACCAGCUAUCUAAUGUAAACACAGUAGCCUUACAAACAAUGUUUACUGAUCCCUUAAUUGAACUUGUUAAAGAUAUGAAUAAAUAUCAACAAAUGAUCGAAGAAACAAUUGAUUUGGAUGCUGCUGAAAAAGGAGAUUUCUUGGUUCGACCAGAAUUUGAGGAUGAAUUAAAAGAAUUAAAAGCUACUAUGGACGAAGUGGAAGAAAAAUUGCAAGCACAGUUAGAUAAAGUUGCUACUGAUCUUUCGAUCGAAGGUGGUAAAACAUUAAAAUUAGAAUCUAAUCAACAAUUUGGUUAUUACUUCCGCGUUACAUUGAAGGAUGAGAAAGUUUUAAGAAAUAAAAAGCAAUACACUAUUUUGGAUUCUAAUAAAAGCGGCGUGCGAUUUCGAAGUGAUAAAUUAAACUCCUUGAAUGACGAUUACAUCGCUGCCCGAAAUAAGUAUACGGUAGAACAGAAAAAGGUUGUGGACGAAAUAAUUGAAAUUGCAGCCGGUUAUACUACUCCAUUAAAAAGUAUUGGAACUGUGUUGGCUAGUCUUGAUGUACUUACUGCUUUCGCUUCUGUUGCUGUGAGUGCCAAUAAACCUUACGUACGUCCUGAAAUGUUACCCAGUGAAGCAGGUGAAUUAAGUCUCGUUCAGGUUCGACAUCCAUGUUUAGAAGUUCAAGAAGGAGUAGACUAUAUAGCUAAUGAUGUCAAUUUUAAAAGAGAACAGUGUCAUUUUUGUAUCAUAACUGGCCCAAAUAUGGGAGGUAAAAGCACUUACAUAAGGUCAGCUGGUGUUGCCGCAUUAUUGGCACAUAUUGGAAGUUUUGUUCCUUGUGAUAAAGCAAAAAUAUCGGUACUAGAUUGCAUAUUAGCCCGCGUAGGUGCUGAUGAUUCUCAAUUAAAAGGACUCUCUACAUUCAUGAUGGAAAUGAUAGAAACUGCCGCUGUAUUGAGGACGGCAACGUGUAAUUCUCUUGUAUUAAUUGACGAGUUAGGCAGAGGCACAUCUACUUAUGAAGGUUGCGGUAUAGCAUGGUCAAUCGCAGAGUAUUUAGCGAAAGAUAUUAAAUGUUAUUGCCUUUUCGCCACACAUUUCCAUGAAAUCACUAGAUUGGAGGAAGAAGUACCCUCUGUUAAAAACGAACAUGUUACUGCUCUUGUCCAUGACAAUAAGUUAACUUUAUUGUACAAAGUAAAACCAGGUGUAUGCGAUCAGAGUUAUGGGAUACAUGUUGCUAAAAUGGCCAAUUUCCCAGAAGACGUGAUAAAUUUCGCUAAACGCAAGCAAGCAGAACUUGAAGAUUAUCAAACUUCAGUUUUUGAGGGAUCUGAUAAUCCGCAGAAGAAACAAAAAAUUAUCAUGGAAGCUGAAGGGAUCAUUACAGAAUUUGUUAACAAAUGUAAACAAUUAGAUAAAUCUUUGUCCAAUGAAGAUUUAAAGGAUAAAAUUUCAACAUUUAAGAAAGAAGCUUUAUCUCAUAACAAUCCUUACAUAGAAGCACUUCUUGCUGCUUCCUGAGUAAAAAUAUAACCGAAUUAUGGCAUUAAAACAACUACAGUCAGUAUUAUUUGUACAAAUAUUAUUUUUUUAAUGUAGGUUAUGCAAAGUUACAGUGUGAUUUUAUAAAUAUUGUAUUAAAUCAUUCAUUUUUAUAUAAACAUGUGUCGUGUUUU